AUGGCUGAGACACUUUUGUUGUUUGGAUUUGAGAAGCUUUGGGAACUUCUUGUCCGAGAAUCUGAUAGAUUUACGGGAGUGAAUGGGCAAUUCACUGAACUCAAAAGCGAAUUAGAGACAUUAAGGGGUUUUUUGAAAGAUGCUGAUGCCAAGAAACAUACAAGUGAAAUGGUGAGAAACACUGUGAAAGAGAAAGAAAUUGUUUAUGAUGCAGAAGAUAUAAUCGAGACCUUUGUUAUAAAGGAAGAACUUGGAAAAACAUGUGACAUCAAGAAACGUAUCAAACAAAUUGCUCGCAAUAUUGCUGAUCGCAGGGAAGUUGCUAUUGAUAUGGAAGCCCUUAGUAAGAGGAUCGCUAAGGAAAGACAAAGAGAGAUGCUACAAACAUUUUCUAGCGAUAAUGAAGACCAUCUUGUAGGUUUGGAUAAGAAUAUUGAGAAACUGGUUGGCCAUUUGGUGGAGGAAGAUACUAGUCAAGUGGUUUCUAUUAUCGGGAUGGGUGGUAUUGGUAAAACCACCCUCGCAAGACAAGUUUUUAAUCAUGAGACAGUAAAAAGUCAUUUUGUAGGACUUGCGUGGGUGUGCAUCUCACAACAAUUUACAAGGAGGCAUGUGUGGCAGACGAUCUUGCGAAAACUCAGGCCAAAAUAUAACAAGUCAGAGAUGACAGAAGACGAACUUCAAGAAAAUAUCUUUCAAGUGUUGGAAACACAAAAGGCUUUGAUUGUACUUGAUGAUAUAUGGAGAGAUGAAGACUGGGACAGAAUAAAACCAGUAUUUCCACGGGAAAAAGGUUGGAAGGUACUAAUUACUUCACGCAACGAGGGUGUCGCAUUGCGAGCAGAUCCAAAAUGUUUCACCUUUAAACCAGAUUUUCUAACUUUCCAAGAGGGUUGGACAAUUUUACGUAGGAUAGCGUUUCCUAGAGAAAACACUAUCGAAUAUAAGGUUGAUGAAAAAAUGGAAGCGAUGGGUAAGCUUAUGAUCAAACAUUGUGGAGGUCUACCAUUGGCAAUUAAGGUGCUAAGCGGAUUGUUAGCUGCACAAUGCACUUUACGUGAGUGGGAAAGGAUAUAUGAGAAUAUUAGUGCUCACAUCGUUGGAGGGACUGGAUUUGAUGACAAAAGUACUAGUUCGGUUUAUCAUGUUUUGUAUCAGAGCUUUGAAGAGCUGCCUAUCUAUUUGAAGCAUUGCUUCCUCUACCUUGCUCAUUUUCAAGAAGAUUCUGCAAUCAAUGUUGGAGAAUUGUCCUAUAAAUGGGACGCAGAAGGAAUACCAAGGCAUAGGUGCUACAAUGAAGCAAGCAUUCGAGAUGUUGCAUACGGAUACAUAGAAGAAUUGGUGAAGAGAAACAUGGUUAUUUCUGAAAGGGACACUAAUACUUCAAGAUUUGAAACAUGCAAAUCUCGUAGACUCGUGAUACAUCUGCCUGAUGAUCAUGAUAUAUUUUAUCCGAUGGAGAUGAAGAAUCCAAAACUUAGAUCUCUCUUAUUUAUCAGAAACCAAUAUGAAGCAUAUGAUGCAUAUGAAGCUUAUGAAGCUCCGCGGCUAGUUAUAAAUUGGCUAGAGUUUCAGUUGAUGAGGGUUUUGGAUGUCUCUUAUAACCAGUUUGAAGGAGGGAAGUUACACUCUAGCAUUGGGAAGCUCAUCCACUUGAGAUAUCUGAGUUUAUAUAUGACAAAUAUAGCUCAUCUACCUUCUUCUAUGCAGAAUCUGAAACUGCUGCUCUAUUUGAACUUAAAUAUUGAUGACCAUGUUUAUGUGCCCAAUAUCUUUAAGGAGAUGCGAGAAUUAACAUUCCUCUGUUUGCCAUUGAAAAUAAUACGUGAUAGGAGGAAGUUGGAAUUGGGUAAUCUAGUCAAGCUGGAGACGUUGGAGAAUUUCUCGACAGAGCAUGGGAGUGUGAGGGAUCUCCAAGGUAUGACACAGCUAAGAGAUCUUUAUAUCUAUAUCAGAGGCGAGGGAUGUAGUAUGGAAAUUCUAUCUUCAUCUCUAAGUGAAUUGAGACACCUUGAAAAUCUUGUUGUAUAUGAUAAAUACAAGCCAUCUCCUCCCACAAAAGAUGAAAAAGUGUUUGUUUUGGAUUGCAUGAAUCUCAAACAGCUGAAUUUGACGAUAUAUAUGCCAAGGUUACCUGAUAGGCAACACUUCCCUUCUUACCUUACAAGCAUAAGUCUAACAGGUUGUCGUUUGGAGGAGGAUCCGAUGCCGAUUCUAGAAAAGCUGCUGCAACUGAAAAAUGUUCAGUUGCUUUCUGAAUCUUUUUCUGGGAAGAGAAUGGUGUGCUCGUGGGGCGGGUUUCCUCAGUUGCAGAUGCUAUCUUUCGGACUAGAUGAAUGGGAAGAGUGGAUAAUAGAAGAAGGCUCCAUGCCCCUUCUUCAUAAUCUGGUGUUUAUUGGAUGUCAAAAGUUAAAGGAACUUCCUGAUGGCCUACGAUUCAUUACGUCCUUAAAGUCUCUGGUUUGUCAUGUUAUGGGAAUAGAAUGGGCGGAGAGAUUGUCGAAAGAAGGAGAAGAUUAUUACAAAGUCCAACACAUUCCCCAUGUUAAAUGUUGA
Messenger RNA from Eutrema salsugineum, 2556 nucleotides. RefSeq names its product probable disease resistance protein At1g59620. The record is from RefSeq and is a predicted model, not a curated record. NCBI's taxonomy places the organism in Eukaryota, Viridiplantae, Streptophyta, Magnoliopsida, Brassicales, Brassicaceae. Gene Ontology annotation, biological process: defense response to other organism. Gene Ontology annotation, molecular function: ADP binding.